Molecule: messenger RNA, 579 nt
Organism: Lindgomyces ingoldianus
Lineage: Eukaryota; Fungi; Ascomycota; Dothideomycetes; Pleosporales; Lindgomycetaceae
Exons: 7
Coding region: 1-579 (192 amino acids)
Source: RefSeq, a predicted model, not a curated record
AUGGCGAUAUAUCUGUUUAAGGCCGAUCUAACGGACAAAAAGCCUUCACACCAUGGGGACCGCACGGUUCUCUGCCGAAGCGCUUGGAGCACCUCUGCAUAUCCUGUUAGUAUCGCGUCGAAGCUCAAAGACAUCACACUGAAAUCAAGGACUACUCACAGCCAGCAAUUGAGUCUGUUAUGUGUGUCUAGCUUUGUUAAGCAGAAACUAGCGAGGCCAGAUUAUGAAGUGCAGAGGUCCCCAGGCUCUGAACCGUUUAAUCCGAUCACGCACAAUUUAAAUUUUCGACGUCCGACAAGUUUUUCUCUUCGUCCCCACAACAUUUUUCGCUGGUUUAUAAAAGGCUGCGAUACUCACCUUCAUGAUCAGAAAUUGAAUGGGUUCAAGAAAGUAACCAUGUGCACUGCCGAAAUUACAUGGUUGCUGGACAACCUUCGGAGCCUGAGCCGCGUCUCAAAAAAUCCCAGAUUUAGAAUAGAUGGGGCAAACGAACAGGAGCAGCAAAACUACAGCGAGAAGAUAACAAUUUGUCAGUAUGAGCUAGUUUGGAGUUCGACAAAGCACAACACUGAUUUUUAG